This is a messenger RNA of Papaver somniferum (opium poppy), 1688 nucleotides long. Its product is annotated as novel plant SNARE 11-like. The coding region runs from base 471 to 1277 and encodes 268 amino acids. Gene Ontology annotation, biological process: retrograde vesicle-mediated transport, Golgi to endoplasmic reticulum; vesicle fusion. The transcript has 10 exons. NCBI's taxonomy places the organism in Eukaryota, Viridiplantae, Streptophyta, Magnoliopsida, Ranunculales, Papaveraceae. The record is from RefSeq and is a predicted model, not a curated record. Gene Ontology annotation, molecular function: SNARE binding; SNAP receptor activity. Gene Ontology annotation, cellular component: SNARE complex; ER to Golgi transport vesicle membrane; late endosome membrane.
AAAAACACAGCAAAAACAAAUAAUUGAAAGAAUAGCUUGUCCAUAAAUUACACGAACCAUAUUAUCAUCCAAUCUUAAAAAAAAACCAAACAACAAACUACAAAGCUCCUUAAAACUUUGGUCUCAUCGGAUCUCAAAAACAUUUUUGUUCGAUUAACGUUAAACUGAUUUCUAUCAGUCACUUUUUAACAACGAUUUUCAUAUGUUUUUUUGAAAUCGUUACGUUUCGGUGAUUGGCAUCAGAUUUUGUUGCACAUUCUUUUUGAGAUCUAAUUGAUGUGGAUCGGAGAAGAAAACUAGAUUCUGAUUCGCUUUUGUGUAAGUACAAGGAUUUGUGGUUCAUGUACACUUAGGAUUUGGGAUAAUUAGGGUUUCCGGAGCUGGAAUUUUGAGGAUUCUGUUCCCGAUGUGUGAAUAAAUUGUUGUUUGUAUAAAAUUUGUAGCUGUGGUUAUAUAAGGAAAUUCUUGAGAUGGAUCUAUCCUCCAUUAGCGACGAGUUAGCGGAGAUAGACGGGCAGAUUAGUGAUAUUUUCAGAGCACUAUCAAAUGGGUUCCAAAAGCUGGAGAAAAUCAAAGACUCGAGUAGGCAGAGUCGACAACUGGAGGAGCUUACAGGCAAAAUGAGGGAGUGUAAGAGGCUGAUUAAAGAGUUCGACCGGGAAGUGAAGGAUGGUGAGCACAGCUAUGGUCCAGACGAGAACAAAUUGCUUACAGAGAAAAAACAGUCAAUGAUUAAAGAGUUAAACUCCUAUGUCGCUCUCAAAAAGCAAUAUGCAAGCACUCUUGACAAUAAGCGAGUUGAUCUUUUUGAUGGGCCUGGUGGUGGAGAAGGAUAUGGCGAGGAGAAUGUUUUGUUGGCCUCAAAUAUGAGCAAUCAGCAGCUGAUUGACAGUGGUAACCGGAUGAUGGAUGAUACUGAUCAAGCAAUUGAGAGGUCAAAGAAAGUUGUUGAAGACACAGUUAAUGUUGGAGCUGAAACUGCAGCAGCUCUAAAGGCCCAGACAGAGCAAAUGAGUAGGAUCGUUAAUGAGUUAGACUCGAUUCAUUUCUCAAUCAAGAAGGCUUCACAACUGGUCAAGGAAAUCGGUAGGCAGGUUGCAACUGAUAAAUGUAUUAUGGCCUUCCUUUUUCUAAUUGUUAUUGGAGUCAUAGCCAUUAUCAUUGUCAAGAUUGUGCAUCCAAAUAACAAAGACAUUCGAGAUAUUCCCGGUCUUGGUCCACCAGUCCAAAGCCGAAAACUUCUUUGGCUUCCGGACAAUGUUUAUUACAGCAAGUGAGAAGUUGACAGAGCAUAUAUUUUGAGGAGCUUAUUAGUAAAAAGAUGCAUGAGAGGUGGAUGGUUUACAUUCGUUUCUGAUUGAUAAAGCAUUGCAGCAGCUCAAAAUGAGAAGAUUCUGAGUGAGAGGACUCAAUAAGUUGAACAUACGUAAAGAAUCUUCCGGAAGUGAUAUUUUGCCAGGGAUUGCAUAAUGUUCAUUUAUAUCUGUGUUAAUUCUUUUGGUUAAUGAUGAAGUUUUACGACGUGUAUUGUGUUGGCCAUCUUUCUUCUUUGUGAUGAAUAUUUCUGAUUCUUAGUCAUUUGGUCUCCCCUUGUGGGUGUAAGGGAGACCUAAAAACACGUACUUAAAACAGUUUACCUUACGUUACGAUAUAACACUUACUGGUGUACAUUCAUUUAUCUUUCCUCA